AUGACCGAAACAGCCAGCAGCGCGCCCCGAAAUGGCGUCGUUGUGCCCCAGAACAAUGGCAAGCAGACAUACGCCGAGCUGCACCAAAUCGCAGACCACUUCAUUGGAGGCAACAAAUUAGAGAACGCGAAGGACUCGAAAGUAAAGGACUUUGUUGCUGCAAACGACGGGCACACAGUCAUUACGAAUGUCCUGAUUGCCAACAACGGUAUUGCUGCCGUCAAGGAAAUCCGAUCCGUUCGAAAAUGGGCGUACGAGACAUUCGGCGACGAGCGAGCCAUCCAGUUCACAGUUAUGGCUACCCCUGAAGACUUGCAGGCCAAUGCAGACUACAUCCGAAUGGCAGACCACUACGUCGAAGUGCCUGGCGGCACCAACAACCACAACUACGCCAACGUGGAGCUGAUCGUGGAUAUUGCUGAACGGAUGAACGUCCAUGCAGUUUGGGCAGGCUGGGGCCACGCCUCAGAGAACCCGAAACUACCAGAGUCGCUGGCUGCCUCUCCAAAGAAGAUUGUCUUCAUAGGACCUCCCGGCUCUGCGAUGCGCUCCCUCGGUGACAAGAUCUCCUCUACAAUUGUCGCACAACACGCCGAAGUGCCAUGUAUCCCAUGGUCUGGCACUGGUGUUGACGAAGUUACUGUCGACGAUGGCGGUAUCGUGACCGUGGCCGACGAUAUUUACAUGAAAGGCUGUGUCCAGUCCUGGCAGGAGGGUCUGGAGAAGGCUAAGCAGAUUGGCUUCCCCGUCAUGAUCAAGGCUUCCGAGGGUGGUGGUGGCAAGGGUAUCCGAAAAGCUCUGAGCGACGAUGGUUUCGAGCAGCUUUACAAGGCUGCGGCAAGCGAGAUCCCUGGCUCUCCCAUCUUCAUCAUGAAGCUUGCCAGCAGCGCCCGGCAUCUGGAAGUUCAGCUUCUUGCUGAUCAGUACGGCAACAACAUUUCACUGUUCGGCAGAGAUUGCUCAGUCCAAAGGCGUCACCAAAAGAUCAUUGAGGAGGCACCUGUCACAAUCGCCAAGGCUCAUACCUUCAGGGCCAUGGAGGACGCCGCAGUCAGACUCGGCAGGCUUGUCGGAUAUGUCUCCGCAGGUACCGUCGAAUACCUUUACUCCCAUCAUGACGACAAGUUCUACUUCCUCGAAUUGAACCCUCGUCUCCAGGUUGAGCAUCCCACCACCGAAAUGGUCAGCGGUGUCAACCUGCCUGCUGCUCAGCUUCAGAUUGCCAUGGGUCUUCCUCUGCACCGCAUCCGCGAUAUUCGACUGCUGUACGGCGUGGACCCCAAGGCUGCGACAGAAAUCGACUUCGAAUUCAAGAACGAGGCCAGCGCCAAGACACAGCGACGACCUACUCCCAAAGGUCACACCACUGCUUGCCGUAUCACCUCUGAAGACCCUGGUGAGGGCUUCAAGCCCUCUAACGGUGUCAUGCACGACCUGAACUUUAGGAGUAGCUCAAAUGUUUGGGGUUACUUCUCCGUCAGUACUGGCUCCGGUAUCCACAGUUUCUCCGACUCGCAAUUUGGCCACAUCUUUGCCUACGGUGAGAACCGGCAAGCUUCGCGAAAGCACAUGGUUGUCGCCCUCAAGGAGCUGAGCAUUCGAGGUGACUUCCGAACCACCGUCGAGUACCUCAUCAAGCUCCUGGAGACGGAGGCUUUCGAGGACAACACCAUCACCACUGGCUGGCUUGACGAGCUCAUCUCGAACAAGCUCACGGCCGAGCGACCCGACUCAACCUUGGCUGUGGUCUGCGGUGCCGUCACCAAAGCGCAUAUUGCUAGCGAGCAGUGCUUCGCUGACUACAAGGCUGGUCUGAACAAGGGUCAAGUACCCUCCAAAGACAUCCUCAAGACGGUAUUCCCUGUGGACUUCAUCUAUGAAGGCUACCGCUACAAGUUUACCGUGACGCGGUCAAGCAUGGACAGUUACCACCUCUUUAUCAACGGCUCCAAGUGCUCCGUCGGCGUGCGUGCUCUCAGUGAUGGUGGACUGCUCAUCCUCCUUGAUGGGCGCAGUCACAGCAUUUACUGGAAGGAAGAGGUUGGGGCCACUCGGGUGUCUGUCGACAGCAAGACCUGUUUGCUGGAGCAGGAGAACGACCCUACUCAGCUCCGGUCGCCCAGCCCCGGAAAGCUCGUUUCCUACUCGGUCGAGAACGGCGAGCACGUUACCGCUGGCCAAAUCUUCGCCGAGGUUGAGGUCAUGAAGAUGUACAUGCCGCUUGUGGCUGCAGAAGACGGAGUGGUGCAGCUCAUCAAGCAGCCGGGUGCCACUCUUGAGGCUGGUGAUAUCCUGGGCAUACUCGUCCUCGAUGACCCCAGCCGUGUCAAGCAGGCUCAGCCUUUCCUUGGCCACCUGCCUGAGUUCGGUCCCCCAAUGGUGGCCGGUGAUAAGCCUGCCCAGCGAUUCUCCAAGCUCUACGACACCCUUGGCCACAUUCUCGAGGGCUUUGACAAUACUGUUGUCAUGCAGUCAACGCUGAAGGAACUUAUUGAGGUGCUCAGAAACCCUGAAUUGCCCUACAGCGAGUGGAACGCCCAGUUCUCAGCCCUGCACAGCCGUAUGCCACAGAAACUGGAUGCACAGUUCGCCCAACUUGUCGAGCGUGCCAAGCAGCGCAAUGCGGAAUUCCCUGCCAAAGCUCUCGCUCGUGCCUUCCAGAAGUUCUUGGACGACAAUGUUGCGCCCAAUGAUGCGAACACGCUUCGAACCACACUUGAGCCUCUCACUACUAUUCUCGAUCUCUACAGCGAGGGCCAGAAGGUCCGUGAGCUCAAGGUCAUCGCGGAUAUUCUGGAAAAGUAUUCCGAGGUGGAGCGCUUGUUUUCUGGCAAGAAGCAACAAGACGAAGAAAUCAUUCUUGCACUUCGAGACGAAAACAAGGAAGAUGUGUCAAAGGUCGUCACAACUGUCCUUUCUCACAGCCGUGUUACCGCCAAGAACAACCUUAUUCUUGCCAUUCUCGAUGUCUACCGUCCCAACAAACCAAACGUGGGCAACAUUGCCAAAUACCUGCGGCCCGUGCUGAGGACACUGGCGGAUCUCGAGUCCCGUCAGACAGCCAAGGUUUCUCUCAAGGCGCGAGAGAUCCUCAUCCAGUGUGCUCUGCCGUCGCUCGAGGAGCGAAAAGCGCAAAUGGAGCACAUUCUGCGGUCUUCCGUCGUCGAGUCCAAAUAUGGCGAGUCCGGUCUGGACCAUCGCAACCCUGCCUUGGAUGUGCUCAAGGAAGUCGUUGACUCCAAGUACACGGUCUUCGAUGUGCUGCCUCAAUUCUUUGCCCAUGAGGACGCUUGGGUGGGAUUGGCUGCCCUGGAGGUCUACGUGCGCCGUGCGUACCGUGCGUAUGUGAUCAAGCAGAUCGAGUAUCACUCAGACGAGACGGAUAACCCGUGCUUUGUCUCCUGGGAUUUCGUGCUUAGGAAGAUCGGCCAGUCAGAGCUCGGUUUGCCUAUCGAGUCGGCUGCGCCUUCGUCCCCGGCCACUCCCGCCACUCCCGGCAGGAGUGACUACGGUUUCGGACGCAUCAACUCCAUCAGCGAUAUGUCGUACUUGACUCGCAAGGUCGGAGAAGAUGCCGGGCGGCGCGGCGUCAUUGUUCCCUGCAAGUACAUGGACGAUGUCGAGGAUCUGCUUGCCAAGGCUCUCGAGAUCCUCCCCCUCUCCCAAAAGAGCCAGGCAAAGAAGAGCAGUAUCAUUCCUGAUUUGAGCGGAAAGAGGAAACCUCCCGUCCGUCGUGACUCUCAGGACGAACUUUCAAACGUGGUCAACAUCGCUGUCCGUGACUGUGAGAGUGGGAAUGAUGCCGAGAACUUGGCCCGUAUUGCGGACAUCAUGGAGCAAUUCAAGAGCGAUCUCGUCGCUCGCGGUGUCCGCCGUGUCACCUUCAUCUGCGGACGUUCCGACGGCUCUUAUCCCGCCUACUAUACCUUCCGUGGCCCUACUUACGAGGAAGACGACAGCAUCCGACACAACGAACCAGCACUGGCCUUCCAGCUGGAGCUGAAUCGGUUGUCCAAGUUCAGAAUCAAGCCCGUCUUCACCGAGAACAAGAACAUUCACGUGUACGAGGCCGUCGCCAAAGAGAAUGAGGCUGACAAGCGCUACUUCACACGUGCGGUCAUUCGACCCGGCAGACUUCGUGACGAGAUCCCCACGGCUGAGUACCUGAUCUCCGAGGCGGAUCGAGUCAUCAACGAUAUCUUCGACGCUCUGGAAAUCAUCGGCAACAACAACUCUGACUUGAACCAUCUGUUCAUCAACUUCACGCCCGUUUUCCAGUUGCACCCCCGCGAGGUUGAGUACUCUCUCCAAGGUUUCCUUGAUCGAUUCGGACCACGAGGAUGGCGUCUCCGUGUCGCACAGGUCGAGAUCCGCAUUAUCUGCACGGAUCCCACCACUGGCACGCCAUACCCGCUGCGUGUCGUCAUUACCAACACCUCUGGAUUCGUUGUCCAGGUUGAGGUAUAUGCUGAACGCAAGUCCGAGAAGGGUGAGUGGGUCUUCAACUCUCUUGGUGGCACCACCAAGAUAGGGGCAAUGCACUUGCUACCAGUUUCUACACCCUACCCAACCAAGAACCAGCUGCAGCCCAAGCGGUACAAGGCUCAUCUUAUGGGCACACAAUAUGUGUACGAUUUCCCUGAGUUGUUCCGUCAGGCCAUUCAGAACUCCUGGGCCGAAGCCGUUAAGGUCACCCCUGCGCUUGCAGAGAAGCAGCCCCCCGUGGGCGACUGCAUCGACUACAGCGAGCUUGUCCUUGAUGACACCGACAAGCUUGCUGAGGUAUCUCGUGAGCCGGGUACCAACACCCACGGUAUGGUUGGAUGGCUUAUCAAUGCCCGCACACCUGAGUACCCUCGUGGCCGGAGGUUUGUGUUGAUCUCCAACGAUAUCACCUACCAGAUUGGUUCUUUCGGUCCCAAGGAGGACCACUACUUCAACAAGUGCACUGAGCUGGCACGCAAGCUUGGCGUACCCCGUAUCUACCUGUCUGCCAAUUCUGGUGCUCGUCUUGGCGUUGCGACCGAGCUUAUGUCUCACUUCAAAGUCGCGUUCAACGACCCCAACAAGCAGGAGGCUGGCUUCAAAUACUUGUACCUUGAUGACGAAGCGAAGAAGCGUUUCGAGAGCUCGGUCAUCACAGAGGAGAUUGUUGAAGACGGUGAGAAGCGUCACAAGAUCACUACCAUUGUCGGCAAAGAGGAUGGCCUGGGUGUUGAGUGUCUCCGUGGCUCUGGUCUCAUCGCCGGUUCUACUAGCCGUGCUUACAACGACAUCUUCACUUGCACCCUCGUUACAUGCCGCUCUGUUGGUAUUGGUGCCUAUCUUGUCCGCCUUGGUCAACGUGCUGUCCAGGUCGAGGGUCAACCGAUCAUCCUCACGGGUGCUCCCGCCCUCAACAAUCUGCUCGGCCGUGAGGUUUACACUUCCAAUCUGCAGCUUGGUGGAACCCAAAUCAUGUACCGCAACGGUGUGUCCCACAUGACCGCCGAGGACGACAUGGCUGGUAUCUCCAAGAUUGUCCAGUGGAUGUCCUUCGUGCCUGACAAGCGCAACAACCCUGUUCCGAUUGCGCCCAGCGCCGAUACGUGGGAUCGGGAUGUUGUUUUCACCCCCGUUCCUCGACAACCGUAUGACGUGCGCUGGAUGAUUGCUGGUAAGCAGGACGGAGACGACUUCCAGCCAGGCUUGUUCGAUAAGGACUCUUUCGUCGAAACCUUGGGAGGCUGGGCACGCACUGUUGUCGUUGGUCGAGCUCGCCUUAGCGGCAUCCCCAUGGGUGUCAUUGCUGUCGAGACCCGGUCCAUUGAGAAUGUCACACCAGCUGACCCUGCCAACCCCGACUCCAUUGAGCAGGUCAGCCAAGAGGCUGGUGGUGUCUGGUACCCGAACUCGGCUUUCAAGACUGCUCAGGCUAUCAACGAUUUCAACUACGGUGAACAACUGCCUCUCAUGAUCCUUGCGAACUGGCGUGGUUUCUCUGGUGGUCAGCGCGACAUGUACAACGAGGUGCUGAAAUACGGUUCGUUCAUCGUGGAUGCUCUCGUCAAGUACGAGCAACCCAUCUUUGUGUACAUCCCUCCCUACGGCGAACUGCGUGGAGGGUCUUGGGUCGUUGUCGAUCCUACCAUCAACCCCACUGCCAUGGAGAUGUACGCCGAUGUCGAGGCUCGUGGUGGCGUCCUGGAGCCCGAAGGUAUCGUCGGUAUCAAGUUCCGUAAGGACAAACAGCUCCAGAACAUGGCACGCAAUGACGCCGUGUAUGCUUCCCUCAAGAAGAAGCUGGCUGAGUCGCAAGCGAACAAUGCCAGCAAGGAAGAGCUGGAAGCCAUCCAUAAGGAGAUCCUUGCCCGUGAGGAACUGAUCCUGCCCGUCUACACCCAGAUCAGUCUGCAGUUCGCCGACCUGCAUGACCGAUCGGGACGCAUGAAGGCCAAGGGUGUGAUCCGGGACCAACUUGAAUGGGUCAACAGCCGUCGCUUCUUCUACUGGCGUGUGCGCAGAAGACUUAACGAGGAAUACAUUCUGCGACGCAUGGCAGCGGCUGUGAGCACCGUUGGCUCUGUCGCCAAGGACCCGGUUGCCAUCCGCAAUCACCACCUUGCCAAGCUGCAGGCGUGGAGCGGCGUGCCCGAAUUUGACACCAAGGACCGCGAGGUGGCGGUUUGGUAUGAGGAGAACCGCCAACAGAUUAACGACAAGGUUGCGGCCCUCAAGGUCGAGGCCACACAAGCGCACAUUGCGGAGUUGUUGGUAGACAAGACGGCGUUUGAAGGUGUCCGGGCAGCGCUGAGCACGCUGCCUAUUGCAGAGAAGGAAGCUCUGCUGAAGCAACUUUCUUCAUAA
Molecule: messenger RNA, 6846 nt
Organism: Diaporthe amygdali
Lineage: Eukaryota; Fungi; Ascomycota; Sordariomycetes; Diaporthales; Diaporthaceae
Exons: 4
Coding region: 1-6846 (2281 amino acids)
Biological process (GO): fatty acid biosynthetic process
Molecular function (GO): acetyl-CoA carboxylase activity; metal ion binding; ATP binding
Source: RefSeq, a predicted model, not a curated record